This is a messenger RNA of Cheilinus undulatus (humphead wrasse), 1823 nucleotides long. RefSeq names its product intraflagellar transport 46 homolog (Chlamydomonas) (gene ift46). The coding region runs from base 348 to 1349 and encodes 333 amino acids. NCBI's taxonomy places the organism in Eukaryota, Metazoa, Chordata, Actinopteri, Labriformes, Labridae. The transcript has 5 exons. Gene Ontology annotation, cellular component: intraciliary transport particle B; centrosome; motile cilium. The record is from RefSeq and is a predicted model, not a curated record. Gene Ontology annotation, biological process: intraciliary transport; cilium assembly.
CGUUGCUAGGAUACAGAAGCAGCGACUAGCUGUUAGCUGUUAGCGUCCAUCUCUGGUCGACGUUAACCGGAUGUAACGGAAUCAAAACAUUCAGAGAUAUUCGGUGUUUCUGUAGGUGUUUUAGACUCGAUCAUCUCUCUGUCUGUCUUAUUUGUUAAACUCUCCGGUGUUUCCGGUAGUCGUUAGCAGUUUGAUGCUAAGAGGCUAACGUUAGCCGUCUGAGCUAAAGUAAACGGUUGUCGGUUAAUGUGAUCAGACCGGGGUUUGAUUCGGUAUUAGGACUCUUCUAACGGGAGUUUAACGGCCCGGUGGGUGAGCUCGUCCUCUCGGUAGUCCGUUAUCGGUCCAUGGAGCGGAGUGACCGAGGUAAAACCACAAACCUACUGAAGAACCAGCCCUACGACGAGGAGGUGGAGGUCAACGACCCCGAGGAGGUGACGAGUGUCUAUAGCCCGGAACCAGGCAGCCACAGACAGUCGUUGUCCAGGAGAAGCAGGAGGGGGCGUGGCCGAAUGUCAGCCAACAGCGGCAUCGACCAGCUGGAGGACGAGGCUCAGAGGGCCGGCGAGGCCGGCAGGGGGCCGUCCGGGGCCAGUCCACACGAAGAAGAGGAGGAGGAAGACGAAGACUCUGACGAAGAGGAGGACGACUCUGAUGACGACGAUGAUGACGAGCCCAGCGGCGCUCCAGAGGGGGCGUACGAUGCGGCGGACUACGCCAACCUGCCUGUCAGCACAGACAUCAAAGAGCUGUUCCAGUACAUCAUACGAUACAGCCCUCAGAACAUCGAGCUGGAGCACAGCCUCAAGCCCUUCAUCCCUGACUUCAUCCCCGCUGUGGGAGACAUCGACGCCUUCCUCAAGGUUCCACGGCCCGACGGUAAAGAGGACAGCCUGGGUCUGCUGGUUCUGGACGAGCCCAGCGUGAAGCAGUCGGAGCCGACGGUGCUGUCACUGUGGCUGUCAGAGGAGAGCAAGCAGCACGGAGCGCCAGAGAUGCAGAAGGUGACGAGCGUGGCGAGCCCCCAGUCCAACCCUCGGGUGGUGGACAGCUGGGUGGAGAGCAUCAGCGCCCUGCACCACUCCAAACCUCCGGCCAGCGUGCAGUACGGCCGGGCCAUGCCGGACAUCGACAGCCUGAUGCAGGAGUGGCCGCCGGAGCUGGAGGAGCUGCUGGGCCGCCUGCAGCUGCCCCCGGCCCGCCUCAGCUGCAGCGCGGCCCAGUACGCCGACAUCAUCUGCAGCCUGCUCGACAUCCCCGUCCACGGAUCCAGGAUCCAGAGCCUGCACCUGCUCUUCAGCCUUUACCUGGAGUUCAGAGACUCGCAGCACUUCACACGGAGAGCAUGAGAGCGCCAUGAGUCCCAGUACUGGUCCUAGAGUCCCAGUACUGGUCCUAGAGUCCCAGUACUAGCCCUAGAGUCCCAGUACUAGUCCUGGAGUCCCAGUACUAGCCCUAGAGUCCCAGUACUAGUCCUAGAGUCCCAGUAUUAGUCCCAAAGUCCCAGUCCUGGGUAGUUUUUGAUUUAAAUAGGUUAAAAAUGCAGGAGGACUUCUCCACAUUGUCUAUUUCCAUGAAUACUUUUGUAAAGUUUGGUGAACUUGGAUGGACUGGUCUCCAGACCGGUCUCUCUCUCUCUCUCGUGGUUAACAUGACUGAAGAUCUUAAGUCUGGGUCCUGUUCUGGGGCUUUUCUUGAUGUGGUUCUGGCUCUAACUUUAUAGUAUUUUUUGGUUUUGUCUCUUUAUUUUCAUUCUUUCAGAUUAAAGUUAAAUCUACCAUAAAAACGUUUUUUAUUGUUUAUCGACUUUUCUGCAGAUGAAA